Cladophialophora yegresii CBS 114405 is the source of this 1464-nucleotide messenger RNA. RefSeq names its product aspartyl-tRNA synthetase. Bases 1 to 1464 code for a protein of 487 amino acids. Gene Ontology annotation, biological process: aspartyl-tRNA aminoacylation. Gene Ontology annotation, cellular component: mitochondrion; cytoplasm. The transcript is spliced from 2 exons. The record is from RefSeq and is a predicted model, not a curated record. NCBI's taxonomy places the organism in Eukaryota, Fungi, Ascomycota, Eurotiomycetes, Chaetothyriales, Herpotrichiellaceae. Gene Ontology annotation, molecular function: aspartate-tRNA ligase activity; ATP binding.
AUGCUAAAUGGCGAGUUUGACGAGAUUGAGACGCCUAUACUGUUCAAGUCAACGCCUGAAGGUGCUCGAGAAUUCCUCGUCCCAACGAGGCGAAAAGGGCUGGCCUACGCACUCCCGCAGAGUCCGCAGCAAUACAAACAGGUCCUGAUGGCAUCCGGAAUUCCCCGCUACUUCCAGUUUGCCAGGUGCUUUCGCGACGAAGAUCUCAGAGCUGACAGACAGCCCGAAUUCACCCAGCUCGAUCUCGAAAUGGCUUUCGCAGGAAGUAUUGAUGUCAUGAAAACUGUGGAAGCUCUGCUCUUGGAAGCGGUCUGGCCCAAUGUGCCUGGUAUCGCAUCAUUACAACCACCUACUUCCACCAGGCUCUCUGACAGCGAGGAAACGAUUUCAGAUCCUAAGCGUCUGGCCUUUCCACAGCUCACAUAUGAAGAUGCAAUGAGCCGGUAUGGUUCGGACAAGCCCGACACGCGCUUAGGCUCCGAAAUCCGCAGGGUGGACAGCUGGCUGCCACCAAACGUGAAAGGCAUGAUCACGUCGCUUGAUGACCCUGUAGUUGAGAUGAUGAAAAUCGACAUGCAAGGCAGCGAACCCGCCGAGACUCAGAAAUUCUUCAAAGAAUUCCUUGACGCGUCGGCAAAGGCAAGGUACAGAACCGACGAAUCACGAGUACCAGGGGUGGCUGUCUACGAUCCCCUCAAGCCACUGCAUGGUCUGGCCACCUUUGGUCACGAAGGAGCGGCUCGAGUGGAAGAAGAGUUUGUACCCGAACCUGGCGACCUCUUGAUCUUUUGGAGUCGUGAAGACAAGCCAUUCGCUGGUGGUUCCACCGUCCUGGGUGACCUCCGCCGCGAUGUCUAUCAAAGUGCCAUGUCACAGGGUUUGAUCACGGCUCCCUCUGGGUUCUCGCCGUUGUGGCUCAUAGAUUUCCCUCUCUUCUCCCCGAUAGACGAGUCAAAACCACGCCAAGAUGAAACAACAGCAGUUUGCUCGACUCAUCAUCCUUUUACGGCUCCCAAACACGGCCGAGAUCUAAAUCACCAGCUCUUCAAGGACGAACCUUUAUCAAUCAUCGGCGAUCACUAUGAUCUCGUGAUCAACGGGGUGGAGGUGGGCGGUGGCUCCUGUCGUAUCCAUUGUCCAACUACGCAGCGCUUCAUCUUCAGCGAAGUCCUCAGAAUGUCCGAUCGGCAGAUCAGGACGGACUUUCAACAUCUGCUCGACGCACUAAGCGCUGGCUGUCCGCCGCACGCUGGAUUUGCGUUAGGCUUCGAUCGGCUGAUGACUAUGUUGACGAACAGCACCAGUGUACGAGACGUGAUUGCUUUCCCCAAAACUGCCGAUGGGGAAGAUAAAUUUGCUGGCUCCCCUUCACGACUCACACCAGAGCAGCUGGCAACCUAUCACCUCACAAUAGCCGACAAGGCCUCUCAGGCUUCAGGAAACAAGAUUUCGAAGAAGGCAUAG